Molecule: messenger RNA, 1740 nt
Organism: Pomacea canaliculata
Lineage: Eukaryota; Metazoa; Mollusca; Gastropoda; Architaenioglossa; Ampullariidae
Product: glycoprotein-N-acetylgalactosamine 3-beta-galactosyltransferase 1-like
Exons: 7
Coding region: 234-1217 (327 amino acids)
Cellular component (GO): membrane
Molecular function (GO): N-acetylgalactosaminide beta-1,3-galactosyltransferase activity
Source: RefSeq, a predicted model, not a curated record
AGAGCUCAGGCUGAGUCAGCAAGAGACACGCGACGGGGACUGUGCCGUUAGUCACUGAUGCAUGCAAAGUAUCGCACGAUGCACGAAAGAUGAGACUGAUGCUGCGAUAGUAACGGUUCCUUCAUCUGCUCACAGGUAGAUUCAGAGAUUCUACCUCUACAGACAGUCGUCGAAUGGAGUAUUUGUUGUGGUAGAAUCGACCAGCACCCGAGGAGCUGUCAAUCCUAUAAUACAUGUUUAUCAAUACAGUGAUCGUUGUCGCCAAGCUGCUGAUCAAGAACGUCGACUACAGUCAGUCAGUCAAAUACGUUGAGAAUCAUUUCAACCUCUACGACAAUAACAAUAAGUCCACGGAUAUCGUCAACAGCUCGUAUGUGGUCAACAACACCACACCCCUCGUCCUUAAAGAAAAAGCCGACGAGUCCGUCGCUGAAGUACUCAAGCAACGUGUCCGAGUGUUAAUAUGGGUCAUGACCUCUCCAAAGAAUUUACAUAAGGCACGUGCCGUGAAGAACACCUGGGGAAGCAGGUGCGACCUGCUGCUCUUCUUCAGUUCUGAGAACAACACUGAACUUCCCACCAUAGAGUUGGACGUUGAAGAAGGGAGAGAACAUUUGUAUGAGAAGACAACUCAGGCGUUUGACUAUAUUUAUGAGAACUAUUUUGACAUGGCGGACUGGUUCAUGAAGGUUGAUGACGACACGUUUGUGAUAGUGGAGAACUUACGUCACUUCCUGCAUGACAAGAAUGCCAGCGAGCCUGUAUAUACCGGUCGUCACUUCAUCGAGCCUAAACUUAAAAUAAAUUUCCAGAGUGGCGGUGCCGGGUACGUGCUGAGCAAAGAAGCUCUCAGACGAUUUGCGACAAGGGAGCUCAGUCCACCCGUCUGCACCAACCACACGACUUACGAGGAUGUCGAGAUGGCGCGCUGCCUCCUCCGGCUGAAUGUUACCAUCCUCAACUCUACAGACGACAAACUGCGCACCCGGUUUCAUCCGUUUAACAUGGAGAGGCACCUGGCGAAUGGCCCUCCAAAAGGUCGCCUUAAGUACGAGGCCAACCCGGUGAAACUGGGUAUCGAUGGUAUCAACGAGCACGCCAUCUCGUUUCACUACAUCACACCUGAGCAGAUGUUUUCAUUCUACUACUUCCUCUACCACUGCCGGCCUUUUGGACUUUCUUAUUCGUACGACUGGUCUGAGCACCCACAGACAUAAGUGAUCUGCUGCUCCGUGAAAAUACGUGAACAGACUGCUUUGCCGGAAUUCAGACUUCCAUAACAUUCUUUAACAAAUGGACUCCAUGAGACAGUGUGUAGUAAUUACUGGCUGAUAUUGUAAGAAGCUAUGGCGAUGUAAUAGGUGCUUGAAGAGGUAACUUGACACUCGUUAUUAUUGCUUACAGCUAAUAAAAAUAUGAAAGUUAGAUAUUAUUUAUUCUUGUACAUAAAAAUAGAAAAAUAGUUUGAUAUUAUUUAUUCUUGUACAUAAAAAUAUGAAAGUUAGAUAUUAUUUAUUCUUGUACACAAAAAUAUAUAAAUAGUUUGAUAUUAUUUAUUCUUGUACAUAAAAAUAUGAAAGUUACUUAUUAUUUAUUCUUAUACAUAGCUGUGUCCUCGCAAUCAACAUUCCGAAUGCAGUGUGCCUAUGUGUAUGUAUAUAUAUACCAUUAAGAUGUAUAGAAGUAGUGAGGACUUAGUGUGCUGUAAAAAUAAGAGAACGAUUAAAUUACAUCUUUUUA